Molecule: messenger RNA, 444 nt
Organism: Pleurotus ostreatus (oyster mushroom)
Lineage: Eukaryota; Fungi; Basidiomycota; Agaricomycetes; Agaricales; Pleurotaceae
Exons: 4
Coding region: 1-444 (147 amino acids)
Source: RefSeq, a predicted model, not a curated record
AUGGGUGCUCGCGGGCGGUUCAACUGCAACGGCCACCGCUCCGACGACUGCAUCUGCAACGAUCUCAAUGACGGCCACAGUAUCAGCAACAACAAUGACGGAAACGAUGGCGAUGUCGACGACAAUGGUAUGACACUUCGAUUUUAUGUUUCUGCGGUUGAUAGAGUGGGAGCUGGGUUCGUGUCCUCGAACACGGGUUCACCGCAGCCACCCCCACUACAAGAAGAACCAGUCGCCGUGGAGCAGCUGCAAGGACCACAUCUCCCACUCCCAGACCCUCUCAUAGUCCAAGUGCCAGGGGCCGUGCAGGCCACGACGACCGUGGUGCCCCAGGCUGCUGACGUGGUUGAUGACGGCGGGUACCGGGCUCCGACGUGGACGGUGACGCUGCAGCUAUCUUUGACGACAUCGAGGAAUACGAAUGGCGCUCUGACCUCGCAGUAG